Molecule: messenger RNA, 2222 nt
Organism: Micropterus dolomieu (smallmouth bass)
Lineage: Eukaryota; Metazoa; Chordata; Actinopteri; Centrarchiformes; Centrarchidae
Gene: tmem79a
Product: transmembrane protein 79a
Exons: 5
Coding region: 400-1632 (410 amino acids)
Biological process (GO): regulated exocytosis
Cellular component (GO): lysosomal membrane; trans-Golgi network membrane
Source: RefSeq, a predicted model, not a curated record
CAGAUCAAAUUUUGUAGGCUACCUGCCGAGAUUUGCAUCAGCCCAAAUGACCGUUAUCACCCGCGAGGUGGACGCAAUUCUCGGCAGGAAUUCGGCACAACCUGUCUGGAACGCGGCGUUCCUCUUCACUGCUUCCUCCUCUGUGGUGAAAAAAUGUUUUAUGCACCUGACCACACCUGCCAGGUGACUUCACUAGUGAGAAACAACUAAACUAGCGAGGUCGCUACUCGUAGACAAAGUUACGGAUUGUCUCGGCGAUGCGACCGCAAUAAAACAGACAAAUCAACAAAUGUGGCAAAAAAUGACUUUAAGCAUCUGGAAGAAGCUUUGCUAAAAGUUAGUCUGGACAGUGCAACAGGUAUUGAGUGAAAAGAGAGAAUUUAAUUUAUAAACUCAAGAAUGUCUGGCCUUAGUGGUCUAAUCUCAGAGCCACAGGAGAGCGGCAGCUUAGAGGAAAGAAGGGAGAGUACAGAUGAGGAAGAAGAUGAUUUAAAGGAGGAGGAAGAUCAGGAAGAGGAGAUGACCAGCUUUGCGACUCUGGAGUCGGCCACUUUGCCAAGGACCGGAGACACAGACAAAAGGCCUCAGAUGGACACUGAUGAUGGAGACUUGUCAGAAAAAAGAGUUUCAGAGCCUGAAGAGAGGGACACUGGGAUCAGUGAAGGAAGCCAGGACCUACCAGAGGAGCAGAGCCAAACGGAGAGCAACACAAAGGGCAAAGCCAAGUGGAGGGACAGCAUGCCUGAGGGCGAGAGGUGGAGGGACGAUGAGAUGGAGUUGCAGCGGGAUGAUAAAGGCGACAGCUCACUGGCUGAUAAAGAGGAGGAAGAAGAGUUGGAUAGGAUCUCAGAGAAAGCCGCUCUGGGUUUCACUCCCCUAGUCACGAUUGUGCGUCCGUCCAGCAAAGAGUUUCCUGAGGAGAGCAGGUUCUUCAUAGAGAAGGACGACAAGACGGAGCCGCAGAUGGUGCCCAACUCAGCAGCACAGUUUUACCCAGAGUGGACAGAACAAGACGACAAGUACUACGUAUGUGAGAGCCUGUGUUGUGAAAAACUGAAGAUGGCUCUGGCAACCGUGGCCGCAGGAAUCCUCUUCCCUCUCCUGGUGUGGGGAGGUUACGCCUUCCUUCCCUUUGACGCACCGCUGCUGGAGAGCACCCCUCUCAGGGUGGUGUACACACUACGCUGCUCCUUCUUCGCCAUCAUCCCCAUCCUGCUCGGGUUGAUGGUGCAGGGUGUGGCCCGACUGCGCUACAGCUCCCUGAAGCCCCUCUAUCAGAGUAAACUGGUGAACAAGAAGGUGGCGGUGCACCAGCACUAUGUCAACGAAUCGAUGGCCCUCUUCCUCUUCUACUUCCUGCAGCUCACUGUUAUGGCGACCUACAUCAGCCAGGACCUGGUGAAGUUGGUGCCACUGCUCACCAUCGUAUUUGUUUUCGGCAGGCUGAUCUACUGGCUCUGCCUCUCUCUGGGCAGCAGCAUCAGGGGUUUCGGCUUCGGCUUCUCCUUCUUCCCCAUACUGGUCAUGCUGGGCGCCAACCUGUACUACGUCUGCUCGUCAGUCGACCAAGAGGCGGUUUUCGAUGACACACCUCCCACGACGCCUCCUCCUAAGUGGAGCUGGUGGGGUUAAAGGGCGACGUCCGAAAAGGCGGUGAGGAGUUAAGAGACUGAGUAUUGUUGUGUCAUUAUAUCAAAAGCUGUUUACAAUCUGCAGUCAGCCGGGGAAUGGCGGACUCCGUCACUACAGAGAAAACACUUGGUAUCAAAAAUUAGUUUUAUUUCAUGAAUAUCUAAGGAAUAAGGAUUAAAAAUUUAUUUGGUGUUUCUUCACAAAGAAAUCAAUGACAUGAAGCAGGUUGUGGGUACAUUUGUAGCUUGAAUCUUCUCUGUAUUAAAAAAAUAUUUGUGUCGGUAGUUGAAGCUGAAAAGGUUUACAUACACCAACAACUGAUAAAUCAAGUUUUUGGGACAGUAUGAGGAAUUUAGUAUUUGGAUAUUAUGCAGCCAAAUUAAGACUGAAAAAUUAGACUUGAAACCUAAAAACUGUCUUUCUGAAAACUGUUUUCUAUUGUCUUAUUGAUAAAAGGCUUUACUUUGUUUAUAGCAAGACUUGCUGUUGGGCUAUUUGUGGAUAGCUUCUUUUCUUGUGUGUAUGAGUAUUUAAAGUAAAUCUGAUCAAUAUUUUGGAUGAGUUCAAUAAAGCUUCAUUAACAAAUAUGA